Molecule: messenger RNA, 3182 nt
Organism: Alligator mississippiensis (American alligator)
Lineage: Eukaryota; Metazoa; Chordata; Crocodylia; Alligatoridae
Gene: KHDC4
Product: KH domain containing 4, pre-mRNA splicing factor
Exons: 14
Coding region: 59-1912 (617 amino acids)
Cellular component (GO): nucleus
Molecular function (GO): RNA binding
Source: RefSeq, a predicted model, not a curated record
GGGGCGGCGGAAGUGACGGGACGGUGGCGAGGAGGAGGCGGCGGAGCCGGUCGCAGCCAUGUCAGCGGGGAGUGGGGGCCCGCGGGACGCCGCAGCCGCCGGGGGGCGCCGGAGCAAGUGGGACCAGCCCGGCCCGGCCCCCGCUUUCCUGCUGCCCGGCACGGCCCCGCUGCCCGGCCGCCCCUUCCAUGCCAGCGGCGACGCUGUGUCCGGCGGGGCGGGCCCCGAGGGCUCCGCGGCUCCCUCCGGGGCUCUGGAUGCCGCCGCGGCGGUGGCGGCGAAGAUCAACGCGAUGUUAAUGGCCAAGGGGAAGCUGAAGCCGGCGUCCAGCACCGCCGAUAAGCUGCAGGCUCCAGGAAAAGGACCCACAUCAAGUAAAAGCAAAGAUGACCUUGUGGUAGCAGAAGUAGAAAUCAAUGAUGUGCCCCUCACAUGCCGGAACCUGUUGACAAGGGGACAGACACAGGAUGAGAUAAGUCGGUUGAGUGGAGCAGCUGUCUCUACUCGAGGGAGGUUCAUGACUUCAGAGGAGAAAGCAAAAGUAGGACCUGGAGAUCGUCCCUUGUAUCUCCAUGUCCAAGGGCAGACACGGGAGCUAGUUGAUAGAGCUGUAAACCGAAUUAAAGAGAUAAUUACUAAUGGAGUAGUGAAAGCUGCCACUGGUUCCAGCCCAACGUUCAACGGAGCUACAGUUACUGUUUAUCAUCAGCCUGCCCCCAUCACCCAGUUGUCUCCAGCUGUUGGUCAGAAACCUUCAUUCCAGUCAGGGAUGCAUUAUGUUCAGGACAAAUUAUUUGUUGGUCUGGAACAUGCUGUACCUACAUUUAAUGUGAAGGAAAAGGUGGAAGGGCCUGGGUGCUCCUACUUGCAACAUAUUCAGAUUGAGACUGGUGCCAAGGUCUUCCUACGUGGGAAGGGCUCAGGCUGUAUAGAGCCAGCAUCAGGCCGAGAAGCCUUUGAACCGAUGUACAUUUAUAUCAGUCACCCAAAACCAGAAGGUCUGGCAGCUGCCAAAAAGCUAUGUGAGAACCUAUUACAGACUGUUCAUGCUGAAUACUCUCGAUUUGUGAAUCAGAUAGCUACUGCAGUACCUUUAGCAGGUUUCACGCAACCUGCUGCUAUAAAUAAUGUACCUCCUCAGCCAUCAUACUAUCCAUCAAAUGGCUACCAAUCUGGUUACCCUGUUGUUCCCCCUCCUCAACAGCCAGUUCAGCCACCUUAUGGUGUACCCGGCAUAGUACCACCUGCCGUGCCACUGGCACCUGGAGUGUUGACAUUACCCACAGGAGUUCCACCUGUACCCACACAAUACCCAAUUUCUCAAGUACAGCCUCCAGCCAGUACUGGCCAGAGUCCCCUGAGCACUCCUUUUCUUCCUGCUGCCCCAGUGAAAACAACCUUGCCAGCUGGUACACAGCCACAAGUCCAACCACAACCCCAAGGCCAAAAGAGGCGUUUCACUGAGGAGCUACCAGAUGAGAGAGAGUCGGGACUGCUGGGAUACCAGCAUGGACCCAUUCAUAUGACUAAUUUAGGUACAGGCUUCUCUGGUCAGAGUGAAAUUGAUGGAGCAGGAUCGAAGCCAGCAAGUUCCUCAGGAAAGGAGAGAGAGAGGGACAGGCAGUUGAUGCCUCCACCAGCUUUUCCAGUGACCGGAAUGAAAAUAGAAUCCGAAGAAAGAAAUGGCGCAGGGUCUUUACCGGGCAACCAUGAUCAUCCAGCCAAGAAGAUGAAAACUGCAGAAAAGGGAUUUGGAUUGGUGGCUUAUACUGGGGACUCAUCAGAUGAAGAAGAAGAACAUGGUGCCCAUAAAAAUGCAAGUACUUUUUCACAGGGAUGGAGUUUGGGGUACCAGUAUCCUUCUUCACAGCAGCGAGCAAAACAACAGAUGCCAUUUUGGAUGGCACCAUAGAAGCAACAGAAGUUUUUGUAUCCCUCGGUUACAUCUUUUUUUUUUUUCUCUAGCAAUAAUGCAUGUAUAUUACAAAAUGAACUUUGCGAAUAUACAUUAUUCUUACCUUAGCAGAAGCUAAUGGUGCAGUAUUCCCUUUUGAAAGGGGUUCUCUUAUUUUUAAACUCUUUAUUUCUGCAGUGGAUUUGGCAUCUAUGAAAAGUUUGUUUGAAAUUGCAUCCUUAAUGGAGCACAAUAUCUCUCUUAUGCAGUAAGGGAAAGUGCUCACAGAGUAAGAACAAGGAGGUCUCUUCCCCUGGCAUUUCCCAUGUGCCCAGGAAAGCCUCAGAAAUGGAGAGAGCCAGGCAGGCUGACUUCAAUUUUUCUGUUUGUACUAACUGAUUUUUCUUGCUGUCGCCCUGUGUUUGCAGUCCCAUCAAGUUAGUGAUGAUAACAGAAUGUAAUGUUUCAAUCUUUCAGAGGUGAAAGGAGCACCUGUACAUUAAAAUUUUUUUAAGGAUCAUGUUGCCCUAAAUUCCUAAUUGUAUUUACCUUAGGCGCACCCUGUAUUUCAGUGUUUGAUUUUUUUUUUUUACCUUUGAAAUGUUGUUUCAGUAACUCAAAAUAACUCUUGGUUCUAGCCAAAUUUAUUGGGGGGGAUAUUGUGGGUCCCCCAAAACAUUCUAUUCUGGAUCGAUCUGUUUCACUAGUAAUCCUCACACUUACUUUGUACAUCAGUGGUGUUUAAUCUCGAGUUAUCCCGGUGCAUUUCAUCCCACCCAGUCGGUUGAUGUGGAACUAUUGGCCACGAUCCUGGUAGUCUCCUGAUCAUUCGCUUGCUCGUUUUAUUCUACCAGUUUUGUUUUGUGAUUUGUUUAACAAAGAAACACAGCAGCCUGGUUUGUAUGUCUCCAGAGAGCUGACCGCGGGCGCUGCUGCCCCACAGGCGUGCGGGAGCGCAACCUCCGAAUGAGUUGCCACGUUGUUUACAGUGACUAACGAGCAGCGCCGCCUCGGCCCUCGGCGUGGCAGCUUAUUGCCAAAAGAACUGCGUGUUUUGGGGGUUUUUUGUUUUUUUUAAUCCUAUCGCGAACCUCGGAGAACCUGCUUGCGCAGACACGGCGUCAGCGUCCUGCGUCCCAAGGGAGCGGGAAGACUGGGCAAGCGUCACUUUUUUGCACAUUUGACUGCCUGGCGGGUUGGCUGGCUUUGUACAAACGUCGUCUUCGGUUUCCUACACGUUGUAAAUAGUCAGGCCCAUAAUUGCAUUAUAAAUAAAUGUAUAACUAUU